AACUUCCCUCACAGGAAACACUUCAUAUAUUAUAAGAAUGUAAAUUUCAGAAGAGACUCAGCCGUCGUCUUGUGUGAUGUGUUGCAAUCUGCACGGAGCGUGUAAACGCGGCGGGAGCGCAGCGCAGAGCGCGACAGCGACACGGCGGCGCUGCGGGGAGCGAGCGAACAGCAGCAGAAAAACCUCCGGCUCCUGCUGACAUCUUAUAUCCCGACACGGAGGCUUCAAACGGCGGAUCUGAGCGCGGAGAUGCCGGGGAUGAUGGACAAAGGUUCGGAGUAUUUAGGGAAAGGUCGCUCAAACGGCACCAAGAGUCCGUCCAACGCUUCUAACGGACAUUUUUCUGACGAAAGCGGCAGCGACGACGAACACGAUGUGGGUAUGCGGGUUGGAGCGGAUUAUCAGGCCAACAUUCCCGACUUCGAGCCCGGUUCCACUAAGUACACAGAUAAAGACAGCGGAGGGAUGCUGGUCUGGUCUCCGUAUCACAACAUCGUCGACUCUAAAUUGGACGAAUACAUCGCUAUAGCCAAAGAGAAACACGGAUACAACGUGGAGCAGGCGCUCGGCAUGCUCUUCUGGCACAAACACAACAUCGAGAAGUCUCUGGCCGACCUGCCGAACUUCACCCCGUUUCCAGACGAGUGGACGGUGGAGGACAAAGUUCUGUUCGAACAGGCCUUCAGCUUCCACGGGAAGAGCUUCCACCGGAUCCAGCAGAUGUUACCAGAUAAAUCCAUCUCCAGUCUGGUGAAGUAUUAUUACUCCUGGAAGAAGACUCGCUCCAGAACGAGUCUGAUGGACCGACAGGCUCGCAAACUGGCCAACAGAAGCAACCAGGGCGACAGUGACGAGGAGAUGGAGGAGGCCAAUCCGAUCGAAGCAAACGACAGCGACUACGACCCCAACAAGGAAACCAAGAAAGAGAACCAGGUGGAACCGGUGCUGCCGGGCUCCAAGGUGGCUUUGGGUCGGCGGGAGCACCAGACGCUGCAGCACCGGCACCACCAGCGCUCCCGCUGCCGCCCGCCCAAAGGCAUGUACCUGACCCAGGAGGACGUGGUGGCCGUCUCCUGCAGCGCCUCCGCCGCCAACAGCCUCCUCCGCCAGCUCGACAUGGAGCUGGUGUCCCUCAAGAGACAGGUCCAGAACGCCAAACAGAUGAACAGCGGACUGAAACACAUGUUGGAGUCUGGCAUCGAGGAUUUCAAGCUGCCGGAGUGCAACCAGAAGGUGAACGCUCGCUGGACCACGGACGAGCAGCUGCUGGCAGUUCAAGGUGUCAGGAAAUACGGGAAAGACUUCCAGGCCAUCGCUGACGUCAUCGGUAACAAGACGGUGGGCCAGGUGAAGAACUUCUUUGUAAACUACCGGCGGCGGUUCAACCUGGAGGAGGUGCUGCAGGAGUGGGAGGCAGAGCAGGGAACACGAGCUCCCAGCGGAGACAGCGCCACCUCUGGAGAGGAGGGGAAGAACAGCUCCACCACUCCGUCAGGGAAGAGCACCGACGAAGAGGACGAAGAGGGUCAGGUGACCUCCUCAGGUGCGUCUCCUGCUGCCUCCUCGUCCUCCUCAGCUCAGACUCCAGUGACGUCCAGCGCCGCCUCCUCCUCCUCCCUCCACCAGCCCCCUCCUCUCCUGCGGCCCUCCCUGCCGGCCACGCCCUCCCUGCACCGCCAGCCGCCACCCCUCCAACAGCAGGCCCGCUUCCUGCAGCCCCGCCCCACCCUGCAGCAGCCCCCGCCUCUCAUCCGCCCCUCCAACCCCCUCCCCCCACGCCUCAACCCCCGCCCUUCGGCUCCCAUGACCCUCGGCGGCAACCCGGGGGUUUCGGGCCCAAGCUCCGCCCAGCAACCCUCUAGCCUGGUCGUCCACCAAUCAGAGACGGCUUCGUCUUCCUCCCUCCACUAACGAACGUCAGACUGAGUUUCUGUAAAGAGAAAUAUCGUCUGCAGGGCUGCGUUCAGGUCCUGUGGGAAAAUCUGAGUGACUUUGCGGUUUAAAAUAACCAGAAAACACCAACACUCAUCUUUCACUGACUUCACUGACUUACUUCAACCACAAAGCAAAAAUCUAUUUGGAGUUUUUAUAUUUACAGCUGAAGUACAGAAGAAGAAGAAGAGGUAAACAGUAUUUUAGGAGUUGAUGUUUGUUUUUCCCGUAGGACUUACAUGCAAACAUAACUGCUGGUUGAUGGGCACCUGGUUUCAAAAUGUCUGUUUUGCAAAGGAGGUUUGACUAGACGUCAGUGCAGAUCAGUAAAGCAGAGACUUUUCAAUCAACUAAUCAUCACCAGACUUGUGGCGUCCCACAGGGUUCUAUCCUUGGUCCCCUCUUUUUCUCCAUUAUUGUUCUUCUAUGCGGACAAAACUGCAUUAACCACCAACAAAAAUGACCUGCCUGUAAAACAUUUGAAAGCCACGAUGUAGUCACUCUCAUAAGCUGUCUUGUAGAUACUCAAAGUUGGAUGACGCAUUGUUCUAACUAAAUAAAUCUGAAUCAGAAAUAAUGAUCACACUAAAAUCUAAAACUACCAUAAAUUAGAAUCAGUGUUAUUUCUUACAUUAAGAAACUUAUUUUUUUUUAUCUUUUUCAUUUAACUGUCCUCCUUCCAGGGUUCAUGAGUCUCCACUGACGUUUGUUUCUCAGCCCACCUGAACUUCACCUGUUGAUUUUAGCUGUACUGGUGUCAAAUUUGGAAAACACUUUAAGAUAACUUCAGACUGAUAGUCUUGUGUUUAAAGGUUAUGUCUGGUGAUAUUCUUUAUUUUUCUUAUUGUAAAACCCACACAAACAAUGUGUUAGUCCGACUCCGUCUGUGGCUCUCAGCUGCAAGCCCAUUGGUCCCCACUGAAGACCUAAAUGUAUAAAAUCAUCUCACAAAUAUAUAGUUUCAUGUAAAAAAAAAAAAAAAAGACUCAGUGAUUUCCUUAAACAGCUGCAAACAAACAGGAGGAAAUACAGUAGUGCAUUUGUUGGGGACUACUUUCAGUGGCGGAUGAAUCAACAUUGGGAGGUCUACGGCCCAGAGGGAUCAGAUAUAUCAGGCUUUGGAUACACACACAAUACUUGUUAGUAGAUCAGUUCAUUGUUGGUUUGACUCUGUAGAAGAAAAAUACAGAAUAUCAGCAGACUAAAACUUAAAUGUUCUGGUACAAAGGUUCUAGUUGGAGUUGAUCCCUGUUUUUAUGAUUUGUUGUCAGUCAACAUGGCGGCGUGUCCAUGGUAACCAGCGGUAAAUAAACCGUCUGACAGGCGUGUACAGUAACGUUAGACAUCAACAUGUACAGUUUUUAUCGACUUGAAUAAUUUGUAACCUGCUAAAACUAAUCGUCCAUCCAACCAGCCGCCAAUAAGUCGUCAACUGUGACAAACAGCUCCUGUACAUUCAGUUUUACAGUUGAUUUGAUGCUUUUUGAAAACACUAAAGCUUCACCCAGAUGUCCGUCAGUCUCUGCAGAAAUGUCUCCUUUAUCCAAAUGAAACAUCUUCCUCACUAUUCUUUUAACUGUUCUGUUGUUAGAUUACAUUUUCUCAGAGUAGCUGUUGUUUUUCUACAUGUUGAAGAUUCAUUUUGAAUCUAAAAAGCAGUUCAUCGUCAUCUGGAGUCUGAGCUUCAGAUGUGCUGUCAGUCUGUCCUUUCAUUAUUUAUUCUUCUUCCUGGUGCUACCACUUUGGACUCGGUGUAAAAAAAAAAUCAUUGUGAAAGUGCUCUUAAUUAAUGCUUUUUGGACAAACGUAUCACGGCAUUAAAUGUGACUGGAAUCAUAGAGUCAUACAUAGAAUCCUUGAGUUUCAGUAGAACUUGUAAAAUAUUGAUGUUAAGAUGAAGCUGCUGGCUGUUCUCAUUAAAAACUACAUUUGUACCGUC
Thunnus maccoyii (southern bluefin tuna) is the source of this 3871-nucleotide messenger RNA. RefSeq names its product REST corepressor 3 (gene rcor3). The record is from RefSeq and is a predicted model, not a curated record. NCBI's taxonomy places the organism in Eukaryota, Metazoa, Chordata, Actinopteri, Scombriformes, Scombridae. Gene Ontology annotation, molecular function: transcription corepressor activity. Gene Ontology annotation, biological process: negative regulation of DNA-templated transcription; regulation of transcription by RNA polymerase II. Gene Ontology annotation, cellular component: histone deacetylase complex; transcription regulator complex. Bases 250 to 1911 code for a protein of 553 amino acids. The transcript is spliced from 12 exons.